AUUAGGUUAAACUGACCAAUUUUGCUUUUUCGUGCACGAAGCACAAUCAAAACAAAUGGUGAAUUUUGAAUCUGCGCGCGUAAAUUUUGGAGAACCAAUUUGAUCUGACUCUUUAAACAAUGUUCGACUGCAACAACCGCCCGGCGGAGCUGUCCAGCUUCGUGGGCCCGGACGUGCGCAAACUGGUCGAGGUGGACCGAUAUCGGGCCAUCUACGCGGAAUCUUCGGCCAGCCCGGAGGACGAGAACCGCCCGGCCGUGCUGUUCGGGCUGGAGUUUUACUAUCUGGACGACAAAAUGCUGCAGCGGUUGGCACUGGAGGCGCGCACCACGAUGUGCCACCUGGGAAAUUCCGACGUGUGGCAGGAGUUGGGAAAUACGCAGGGUUGGUGGAUGGGGGUUCAAGUGGGUCGGUUCUUGCGGGUUUUGAUUGGGAGUUGCGGAGAGGAUGCGUUGUACAAGGAGGAGGAGCUGCUGGAGGUGAUUUCGGUGGUGACGAAUAGCUUGCCGGCGAUUGGCUUGUUGGCGGAUGGUUUUAGUGGAAUUUCUGUGAAGAGGAUUGACUCGGUCAGCUAUGGGUCCUUUCACGUGGCGCUGGAGUGGCGUUGGUACGCGCUGAUGCUGAUGUAUGAGGUGCACAAGCGGCUAUCAGGGAAGGUUGAUUUUGAAGCCGCUUAUCGUGAUUUGCUGGAAGGAUUGGUUGGACUUGCUUCCAUUAAAUUUAACGAUCGAACGAUUCAGAACGAGUUGACGGAGGAGAUGCAGUUUUACUGUCCGUGCGUGAAGAACAUAUGGAUUGGGAUGUUGGUACUGGCCACGAGUUCUGGAGUCGACUUUUGGGCGAAUCUACAGAUCGCUUUGGAAAAGAUCCUAAAUGAAGUUCAUGCAAAAAGCUGGAAACGAACCAAGGCGAACUCGCUGCUGUUCCAGGCUUGGCUCGUGCAUGGAAUCGCUUCGUUGUACCAGUAUCGACUGCUGGAUGAGACUACCUUCAAAGAGACGCCGAUAAUAACUCUCCCACCGGAUUACACGAUCCUCGAUCGAGCUCUCAAAGAAGUCACCUUAGGUGCCCUCCCAGAAGACAAUCUAAGAACGUUCCUGCUUCUCCUCAAACCAAUAUACACCAAAUGGUGGCCAAUCAAGUACGACCUCGUAAUCACACUCUGGGAAUACUUCAGCAAACGUCUCAACUCACCCUUCCAGCUACCCCAGGAACCGCCCAUCAACCUGGCCUGCGUCAGCCGCUCCCCAAAGGGCAUCAUCGACCAAGCCGCGCAACACUCAACCCAACAAGCCUUCGACGCCCUCUCAACCCACACCUCAAGCUUCAAAUCCUACAUCACCCUCAUGGCCUUCAUGCUGCGCCACCUCUCCACCUCCUCCCAAAAAACCAAAGUCCAAAUCCUCUUCAACCGAACGAUCCUCCGGUUCGCUCCGCCCAAACUGACCUCCCUCACCGAGCAAGCCAUCUACAACUACACCCUCCUGACCCUGGCCAUGGUCCAAGCCACUCCCUACCAGGACGACUACCCGCGACUCUCCAAGCAAAUGCUCCACUUCAACCUGGACCAGCUGACGCCGAACUCGGACGUCGAAGUCGCCAUCCGACGCAUCACCGUGCUCGUGCUGGCCAACAUGGCCCUCACGAUUCUGUUCACCGAGCGCGCCUUCGACAAGACGAACCAUCUUCGGCAGGUGCUGGAAGGGCUGGGGCGUGCGUACCGGAAGUUUGGGGACCGGCUGCAGACGGUGGCGCCGAUCGUGGCGGAAGCAAUGGGAACGGUGUACGAGCGGGCUUUUACCCGAGGGGAGUUUGAGAAGGGGGACGAGCAGUUUUUAGCCGGGGGAGAUUGGCUGGAGCGGUACCUGAAGAGUUGUCCCGAGGGAGAGAUGGAGGGAGUGAUGACGGUCUUUUCCCGCACCCUGAACUUGCUCCGUCGCCGCAGCACAACACUCUUCCGCCCGGAACUCCACGCUGACUUUGUGGAACCACUAAACAGCUUCGUUCUGCCUCGAAUAAAGGAGUUUUUCACCAAGGACACGACCAUUGCGAUGCCGAUCGUGGCUGAGAUGGCCGUUCAGUUCACGCUGUGCGCACCGGAUCCGGUAGCGUUGAUGGAGUUGGUUAGCUUCUUUGCGGAACAUUCGACGGCGGGGUCGGCGCUGAGGUUGCAGUACAUCAAGGCGCUGGUUGGGAGCGAUCGGAUGAAGGAGGUUGACGAGCGGGUUAUUGUGAGGAUUUGGCUGAAGUUGGCGAUUCAAAAUGGCGGCGAGCAGUUAGUGGAACUAUCUAGGGUGGUUUGUGGGUUGGGAGUGUUUCAGGAGAUUUGCAGCAUUGCGGAGGUUGAUUUGUGCGAGGGAAAGGACGAUUUGAUGGGAUUGUUCUUUAAGGCUUUGGGAGACAAGUACAACGAGAAGGAUAGCCGGGGUCAGCUGGAGAUGAGUUUGAAGGUGAACGCUUUGUUUCAUCAGUUUGACGCGUGGUUCCCGAGCCCGACCACGAGUUUACUGAUUCGAAUCAUCUCGAUGCUGGUGGUGGCGAUCAAGGAAUGUGGGCAGGUCAUUUACAAGAGGGGCAAUUCUGCUUGUUUGCUCCACUUGGCCUUUAGCAAAUAUUUCCUGCCGUCGAGCGUGUUGACGAACAGAAAUGUCCCGAACGAUUUGGUGCUGGCGAUGGGAAAGGUUUGGCACCGGAUCAUGGACGUUCUCGGGCAGAUGAGCUAUCUGGAAGAUCCGGUUAUUGGGGAUUACGCGGCGAAGAUGAUGCCCAAGUGGGCACCACAAUUUCUCAAGUUCAAAACCAACGCCGACGCCGUUAAACCGUUUCUGGUUUUCUUCACGUCCCGCAACGAGGCGUUCGUCAAGUUCGCCUUGAACAAGUACCUCGCUUAUUACGUGGAACUCAACGGAGCCACCCCAAAACUGCAGGCCGAAAUCGGACUCAAAUUGCUAACCUUCCUCCUGGAAGCACUCAACAACGCCCAGGACAACGGCAAGAUCGCCAUGUUCAUCGGCAUAGUCGCUCCCGCCACCCUCGAACACGCUCUGCUCGUCCACGACCAAAGCCUCAGCAAACCCGUGGCCAACGAACUCACCUCCCUAAUGCUCACCAGCACCCAAAACGGCUCAAACCUCAUCAAGAUGGAACUCAAAUCCGCCCUCGCAAGUUUCACCAAGAAGCACCUUCGCAUUAACACCUCCAACUACUUCCGGUUCAUGUACAAACUAGCAGAUCAAAGGCCGGAUUUCAUCGAGUCCCUCAUCUCAACGAUCCGCCUGGAGCUGACCGAAACGGAACGGCUGCGGGGCAACGGCGAGGACCAGCACCUACGGCGGAUGUUGAGUCAACUCCAAGGGGCCGUGGAGGCCAGCUUCAACAAGGUGAACAAGCGAAUGAACACUUUCGUGACUCACUGUAGCGAGCAGCAGCAGAGCACAUGAAUGAAUGGUG
Messenger RNA from Culex pipiens pallens (northern house mosquito), 3450 nucleotides. Its product is annotated as protein MMS22-like. Gene Ontology annotation, biological process: double-strand break repair via homologous recombination; replication fork processing. The transcript is spliced from 3 exons. Gene Ontology annotation, cellular component: nuclear replication fork. Lineage: Eukaryota; Metazoa; Arthropoda; Insecta; Diptera; Culicidae. The record is from RefSeq and is a predicted model, not a curated record. Bases 120 to 3440 code for a protein of 1106 amino acids.